Rhodamnia argentea is the source of this 1391-nucleotide messenger RNA. RefSeq names its product beta-1,6-galactosyltransferase GALT31A. NCBI's taxonomy places the organism in Eukaryota, Viridiplantae, Streptophyta, Magnoliopsida, Myrtales, Myrtaceae. Gene Ontology annotation, cellular component: Golgi membrane. The transcript has 12 exons. The record is from RefSeq and is a predicted model, not a curated record. Bases 104 to 1309 code for a protein of 401 amino acids. Gene Ontology annotation, molecular function: hexosyltransferase activity.
GGUCUGUGAGGAAGCAAGAGAGUACGACCUACAGCAAAAGAAAAAUAAGAAGAGGGAAGCUUCCUUAAAGCUGAAGCUUUUCUGGUGGGGGAAGAGAUUUGUGAUGGGUCUUAGCAGACCUCAAAAGUCCGGCAACGGAGUUUCCACCAGAUGGGUCUCUCUCUUCUGCAUUGCCAGCUUCUUCUUGGGCGUUCUUGUCGUGAACAGACUUUGGUCAGUUCCUGAGCUAGCUGAGAAAGACGAGGAACCUAUGCUGGAACAUCGAUCCACUACACUUCACCAAAUGGUCAACUGUGACACAAAGGAGGCUUCACUCCAGGCCGGGGACAUCUUUUCUCAAGUUUCACAAACACAUGAUGUAAUCAUGACAUUAGACAAGACCAUCUCCUCUUUAGAAAUGCAGCUAGCCGCAGCGAGAGCUGCCAAGGUGCACAGUGAGGAAGGAUCGCAAGUUAAUACCGAGUCAGGGCCAGAACAGUUGAAAGACCGUCGCAAGUUCUUCUUUGUCAUGGGAAUAAUUACAGCAUUCAGUAGCAGAAAGCGAAGGGACUCAAUCCGAGACACCUGGAUGCCCAAAGGAGAAGAAUUAAAAAAAUUGGAACUCGAGAAGGGAAUUAUCAUGCGGUUUGUUAUAGGACACAGUGCCAGUCCAGGGGGUGUUCUUGAUCGCGCUAUAGACGCCGAAGAUGCACAUCAUAAAGAUUUCUUAAGAUUGAACCAUGUUGAAGGUUAUCAUGAGUUGUCCUCAAAGACACAAAUAUACUUUUCGACAGCUGUUGCUAAAUGGGAUGCUGACUUCUAUGUGAAAGUGGACGAUGACAUACACAUAAAUCUUGGUAUGGUUGGUUCUACAUUGGCCCGCCAUAGGUCAAAAACUCGUGUUUAUGUUGGUUGUAUGAAAUCCGGAUCCGUCCUUUCACAAAAAGGAGUGAAGUACCAUGAACCAGAACACUGGAAAUUUGGUGAGGAAGGGAACAAGUAUUUCAGGCAUGCGACCGGACAAAUAUACGCAAUCUCCAAAGAUUUGGCCACCUACAUAUCAGUUAACAGGCACAUACUUCAUUUAUAUGCGAACGAAGAUGUCUCUCUGGGCUCUUGGUUCAUUGGCCUUGAUGUCGAGCACGUGGACGAUCGAAGCCUCUGCUGUGGAACUCCUCUUGAUUGUGAUUGGAAGGCUCAGGCGGGGAACCCAUGCGCAGCUUCGUUCGACUGGAGUUGCAGCGGCAUCUGCAAAUCCGUGGAGAGAAUGCAAGAGGUGCAUCGACGAUGCGGUGAAGGUGACGGAGCUAUCUGGCACACUAGUUUCUAGUAGCCCCUUUACCUUCUCUCCAUUCGCUUUUUGUAAUAUAUUCGUGGUUUGGCCGAUGGAAAAUUAGCGGGCUUCAAAACGA